Messenger RNA from Rhea pennata, 11087 nucleotides. RefSeq names its product beta-1,4-galactosyltransferase 4 (gene B4GALT4). Gene Ontology annotation, biological process: carbohydrate metabolic process. Gene Ontology annotation, cellular component: Golgi apparatus. Gene Ontology annotation, molecular function: galactosyltransferase activity. The transcript has 6 exons. Lineage: Eukaryota; Metazoa; Chordata; Aves; Rheiformes; Rheidae. Bases 4576 to 5640 code for a protein of 354 amino acids. The record is from RefSeq and is a predicted model, not a curated record.
GAAGUAAAAUUUCAUAGCUGAAAUAAAGUAUAAUCAUAAAUAAAAUAAUAUACUGAAAUAACUCUCAGUCUUACUUUAGUCUUCCACUCCUUUCCUGUAAAUUUUUUCCAUUUAAUCUAAUUCUGUUCAUUUUUCUUUUCCUUUUUCAUGCCUCUUUGCCUUCGAUAUUUGAUACAUGAUAGUUUUAUCUGCAUCCCAUUUUCCUAGUUAGGGGUCUUUCCCCUCCCUCCCACAGAGACUGAUUGAGUUGGGAGUCUAGAAGUAUGGGGGGAGGCUAAACUGGAUUUAAUAUAUAUAUUUUUUUGUCUUGAGCCCACUUAAAAUUCAUUUUUCUUAACUGUAAAACAAUGAUUACUCUUUUCUAUUUUCCUGUGCAAACUGGAAUAUUCAUUUUUCUGGAAGGUGAAUUUCACUCCCUCUCUGUGCUGUUUAUCUCUUAACUGAAACUUUCCUCCUUCCUCUUUCAUGUUGUUCUUUCACAUUUUAGUUCCCACCCCUCCCCACUUCCCUGCAAUCCUGGUAGCAUGUUUUGGGCAUUCUUUCAGUGCCUCACCAGUAGCCUACAAUUUAUAUGAGGAUCAGCAAAAUAAAGUGUGUAUCAGUUACUGACAGCAACUGCUGUAAUAUUUUUAAAAAGUUAAAAAAAAAAAAGAAAAAAGAAAUCCCUGCACCAAUAUUUAGGGCGUAUAUGAAGACCCAGGAUUUAAUUUGUGUUGCCAUGCAUUUGACCAAUAUAAUAUAGAUAAGAAUGUGGAGUUUCUUGCACAUCACAGGCUUUUUAGGGCAAUAAAAUCCAUCACUUUAUCUUGUCAUGUGCAUAGAGGGAAAAAAUAGGUACAUUUACAAUGUAACAAAACAAACAAACAAACAAAAACAGAAAAAAUCCCUAUCCUUUGUAAAAUAAGGUCUUCAGAUUCAAGAGAGAUGUGAGGAAUACCUGUGCAAGGAAUGUGGCCAAUGAUGGUUACCUACUCAGCAGGGGCAGAAGGGGAUCAGGCAGCCUUCAGAGGACCCUAGGUAGGAAAGAAGAAGAACUUGUUUUUAUGUGCUAAAAUCUAAACUUUGGAGGGGUACAAAAACAGUUGGAUAUCAUAGCAUUGGUUCCAGCUUGCUGGCCACUCUGAAGUUGUAAAGUGCUGCUGCUGGCUUGGUUUGGAGUGUUUUCUAUCCUUGUGGGCUCAUUUGCUGAACAACAGGUACUUGCUGAAUACUCUGUAGAGGCAUGAUUGUUUGUAGUAGCCCUUAGUAUGGGAAGGGAUGGAAUUUUCAACCUUUGAUUUUAAAAUAUGUAGAACCACCAUGCCUCACAAAGCUGAUGAUGCUUUUCUAGAACAGAUUUAUUGGACCCCUCAUCCUUCAGGAACAGUAGCAGGAGUAUCCAUCUCUGAGUCCAGUACUCUGACCAGGUUCUUAUAUAUACCACACAUGGAGAAUGCAGUGUUUAAUAUUAAAGUUUACUUUGAAGGUAUUUGAUGUUAUACAGGGUUUUUAUUUAGCAGAGUGAUGUAAUAUACUGAAAUCUCAAUAUAAGUAUAUACACUUACACAGUUCAGUCACAAUACCAAUAUGAUUGCCAUUAUUGAUCUCUACAGUAUGCUCACCUUAACAGUGCUGGGCAUCCCCAAUCGCCAGGAAGAAAUAAUAUGUGAGUUGAAAACAGCUCAAGCCCAUUGCUCUCUUCAAAAUUCCUUUGGUAGUUGUUCAGGUUUUAUACUCUGUCUAAAGAAGGCAUACACAUUGUUUUGAUAAACUCAGGAAGAGUUUACACCAGUUGAUCCUCUCAACAGAUAGAGCUGCUUAUGUAAAACAAAGGUUGCCCUCUGGUCCCCUUUGUGUUGAGAUAAAGUCAGCUCUGUGCAACAGUGGUGGUUAAUGAGUCACAUCCUACCUUAUUCCUGAGCUUCAUGGCCACCUCACCCUUUCCCAUCUUCUCUGAGCCUUCUUCCGUUGAAGAGAUUUAUUGGUCAGUCACAUGUCUCCCUUGGUGCCCUCUCCUUUUUCCUCAAUUUAUAGAUUCUGUUCUGAAUACCACAGAGGCUAUGUUAAGACUGUUCACAAAAAUCUAGAACCAGUAGGAAGAUGACUAGGUCAAAAAAAGUUUUGUGGGUUUAAAAAUUGGCUCAUUUUUUAAAAAAAUAAGGGGUGCAGAUCCUUGAUGCUCUUCAUUGACUGCCAAGCUCUGGAAUAUCUACAUGAUGGUAUUAAUCACUGCUGAUCUCUGAAUCUGGUCAGAUUGCAGGCCAGGUUUCCGCUCUUUUUUGUAAUGUUCAGGAUGGAGUUGUUUCUGGAGAGCCACAGAAACAUAAGAGAUUUGCAGUUGGACUUACAGUAAUAGUUGUACCCCCUUAGGCACUCAGUCAGCAUGUGUGACAGGUACCAGAAGGAAAUCGGGCUUCCAGAUGAACUGUUACAGACUAGCUUGUGUGCAUACUACUCAAGGUUAGCAUCAUCUGGAGCAGAUCAUCAUCAUCACUGCAAAGUGCUUAGGGUGGGUUUAGUUUGGGACCUGUGUGGUGACCCUGAGCCAUAAUUGCUAUUUGUUUGUGUGUGGAUGUGCAUGUUAAUGUGAGAUUGUAUUGAAGCCUGCCACAGUGGUAGCAUUAUAGCAGGAUGUUGAGGAUUCCUGGGAUGUGGUGAAAGAAAUACAAGGUGUCUGGAGAAACAAGGCUUGUUGGGGUAGUUAGCAGUGAGAGCAGUGCUCUUCUAGGUGUAUGCAAGACUCCUGCUAGCUAAUUCCUUAGUAAGAAUUCAUUGAACAGCUCUGAUGAUACAGAGAGAGAAUUAAGUUGAUAGUUUACUUUCUGUUGUUGAUGAUUUUUGACUGUAUAGGAGAAAAAAGUGAGGAAGGCAUGUUUUUACCACAGUAUCUAAGUGAACGUAUGAAGGAGGUGUGCUGAGUAAACGUAAAGAUUUUUACAAGUGAGGUCAUGAGAUUUGUUAAUGUUUGGAUCUGAGGGAUGUAUUUCUUCUCUGUUGGAUAGCACAGAGGCUGUAUACUUUAUAGUGCAAAAAAGGGAAAAAUGGUGAAUGUUUGACCAUGGAAAACAAGUAAUCAGGCUUACCAUAUCCAUGACAUAUAUGUUACAGAUUGCCUAUCACAAAGUUGCUUACCAGGUGUUUAUCACAAGAUUUGAGAUCCUUUUGUGGAAAGCACUCUGUACUAUCAGCAUACAGCUUAGCUUUGCUGAUCAUCUUGGGUUUUGCUGAUGUAUAUGGCAGUCCUUAAAUGCAUAGAUUUCCUAGUUCCGUAGGUGAGCAGGAUAUCGGCUGUUGUUCUAUGGCUGCUGUUUUCUGUUCUGCUCUGCAAACAGAGCUAAUGGGAACAGAGGAAAGACUAGUUCUGGCUGUUUUCAGACCAUUUUCAGCCGUCUUUGGAGAGUAGUAGAGAUCAAUGCCUUACAGACUAUUCUUAAAAUUUUCCACACGGAAAAUAAGGGGAGAGGGUAUAAAUGAGAGCACCAAGCUUUUGCAUUGCUUAGUCUCAGUCCUGUGUGUGUGUGUGUGUGUGUGUUUUUCCCUGCAGGUGGCUAUUUUCUUGUGUAUUUUCUUUAUCAAAGCUCUCUCUAUUGCAAUUUCAUUUCUCUGCUAUGUUCUAUCAGGCAAGAGUGUUAGCACUGUAACUCUAUAGAAUAGCGGCAAUGAAAGCUUGUACGAAAAUGGAGCUUUUGAAAGAGCUCAGGAAACAGAAUAAAGGAUUGGAUCCUUGCAGACCUAUCAUGGAAAACGGAACCCUUCCUUCAAAAAGCAAAGUGAUUUACCUCUGCCCUGUUUAUUCCUCAUUACAGCAGCAUGUGAGAGAAAUACUGGGCACCAACCCACAAGGUGGUAGUGUCAGGCAGGAGGUAUGGAAUAGUUUCUGAUGCCAAUUAAACAUUAUGUAGUUUACACUGCAAUGCACAGCAGCAUAGGAUUGAUAGUACUCUCUCUCAGAAGAAAACAACCUAAUUCUUCAGCGAUAAUAAUUUCAUGGAUUCUUCAUUUUGGUGAGGGGAACUGGCUUUACCCAUCUGUGGCCUUGCAGUUGUUAAUUUUGGUAGCAGUAUAGAGGUAAUUAAACUUGUGUAGUAAUGGGCACCACACACAGAUAUAACAAGGGGCAACUGCUGCACAUUCUGAUCCGAAAAAGAAUAGACUGAAAGUGAGGAGCAAAAAAGGAAAGUGAUUUGCUUAAAAUCAUACAGCUGGUUUGUGACUGAGCUAGGAUUAAAGGUUAGUCUCCCAAGCUUCUGACCAGUAGAUACUUCUUGUUCCUUUUAUAUUGUGAUGCUGCGAUCCUUUGGCUUGUCAUAAGUUCUUUUCUUAAAGUCAGUGCAGGUACAGCAGUAAAAGCUAACUUCCCCCCCCCCCUUCUUUUGUCCAUGUUAAGUCAUGUUUUCUGAUAUUUUGAGGACAAAAAGCACCAGAACUCCAUGAACUGCAAAACCAGAGGAAGUGUGCAGCUGUCCCUACCUCCUGCUUUCCUUCUCUACUGUGAUGUUCUUCUUUGGACCUUUGAUUUCAUCCCCACUGAGUGUGCAGUGAAGGGCCUACCUCAGGAAGAGAGCUGAGGAAGCAGUCUGCGGACCAGAGAACGCCAUGGCUUUGAGCUCUUAUGUCCUUCACUUCUUCUAUAAGUUCAAAGUGUUGCUGCUUGUAACUUUGUGUUUGAUGGUGCUGUGGGCCUCACUCAGUUACAUUGUGGACUCUGGACAGGCUAUUCCUAAAGCUAAGAGCCUGGUGGAAAAAAUCAGAAAGGUAGCCAGCCUGGAGAAGGAAGAGGACAGUCAGAAGGAGAAGACCAAGUCAACUGUGAAAGUUCCCACAGUGCAGUCAUCUCAGGGUUACUGCCCAGCUCUUUCUCCAUACCUGCGAGGUGCCAGCAAACUCACCUUCAAAGCAUCUCUCACGCUGGAAGAAGUAGAAAAGGAGAACCCUCAGGUAGCCAAGGGCCGGUAUCAUCCUACAGAGUGCUCAGCAUUGCAGCAUGUGGCCAUCCUCAUCCCACACCGCAAUCGAGAGAGGCACCUACUCUACCUCCUGGAGCACCUCCACCCAUUCCUACAGAGACAACAGCUGGACUAUGGCAUCUACGUUAUUCACCAGGCUGGCAGCACAAAGUUUAAUCGAGCUAAGCUGUUGAACGUAGGAUACCUAGAGGCCCUGAAAGAAGAGAACUGGGACUGUUUCAUUUUCCAUGAUGUGGAUCUGGUGCCAGAGAAUGACUUCAAUAUUUACAUGUGUGACAGACAACCAAAGCACCUUGUAGUUGGCAGGAACAAUACUGGAUACAGGUUACGUUACCAGGGAUAUUUUGGAGGUGUAACUGCUUUAACGAGAGAACAAUUUUCCAAGGUGAAUGGAUUCUCUAACAACUACUGGGGUUGGGGUGGAGAAGAUGAUGACCUUCGAAUCAGAGUUGAGAUGCAAAAGAUGCGAGUGAUGAGGCCGUCCCCUGACGUAGCCCGGUACACAAUGAUCUUCCACACUCGAGACCAGGGCAAUGAAGAGAAUGGAGAGAGGAUGAAGCUUUUACGCCAGGUGUCAAGAAUGUGGAAAACAGAUGGGCUGAAUUCUUGUUCAUAUAAAUUGCUCUCAGUGGAACAUAAUCCUUUAUAUAUCAACAUCACAGUGGAUUUCAGUGUGCAGCCCAAAGUCUCGUAAGGAUGUGCACCACAGUUUCUCGGAGAUGGGGACAGACCUUCCGUUUGUGGCAGCUGAAUCCCAGCAUUCUGCUUGAACGAGUACUUCAGUAGCACAGAGGAGAGAGUUUUCUUCACAGCAUCUAACUGAUUGGUUUAGAAUUUCCUUCUGUGAGGACUAGAGACGUGGACUGACCUUAGGGGACAGUUCCUGGUGUUCUUCUAUGCACUUUCUGCUGGGACAUACAUAAAAGUUCCCUUGUUUGGGCUAGUCCAGUGGAAGGACUUGAACUAUGCCUCCUGAAAGAACUAUGCUCUCAUAACUAAACUUAUGUUUGUUGUACUGGAAAGGCAGCUUAGUACUGGCAACAUUGUCAUGACUUCAAAAGGAGCAGGCCAGUCUUUUUUUCAUUCAAAGCACAAGAAUAUUUCAGCAUCUACAGACUUGCUGAGAAAAGCUAUUUUUCCAGCCUAAGGAAAAACUGCUUAUGUGUGAGGGAAGGCAGCAGUGGUAACAGUUGAGGGGUUGUUAAAAACCUCUCAAUAAAAUAAAACCCAUUUCAUUCAAAAGGCAUCUCUUGUCCUUCAUAAGCUCAACUCACUCUGCAGUGAGAGUGCUCAGAUGUCCUGCAGCAAAAUGAAAGGCUCACUUAAUUCUGCAGUAGUCUACAGGCUGUUAUUCUGGAGAGAUUCGUAAGGAAGUGCAUUGGCUAGCUAUGGGAGAUGGAGAGAAACUGCUGUGGUUUUGUUUUGUUUUCUGCCUUUUUUUUUUUUUUUUUUUUUUUUUUUUGUGAUGCUUUGUGCCUCACUGUUGGCACAGUGCAUAUUCAUAUAAGUGCCCAGGCCAUUAUUAUUGGUGUUUCUUGUUUUAGAUUGGUGGUGAUCUGUGGAAAACUAACAGUUCUAGUGUGCAACAGGAUUUCUGCUAAAAAUUUUAUGAGAGCAGUUAUGAAAAAUAGCUGUCUCAAGCUUGCAAAAUAGUUGUGUCUGGUAGGCAGUGCUACUGACUGCCUUUAUAGAGAGUAAGAUUACAAAAAGGGCAAGGUCUCACAGUCAGGUAAGUACCUGCCAAGGUCACAGCUCAUGUGACUUAGUUAUUCUCUGGUAUUUCAUUAGACUCUUAAGAAGUAUUCUAGAAAAUCUCAAACCAAACAGCACUCUCAAUUUAUUUUACUCAAAAUUCACAAAAAUAUUUACAGGAAAUGCAACAGGUUUCAAUACUGUAACAGAGUCAGUGAAUUCUUUUUCAGAAUACAGUAUUUCAGAGGAGCUGUUGCCCCCACCAGGAUAGAAGUGUCUGAUGGCACAGCUUGCAUCUCAUUUACAAUUUAAGGAAGCAGGAUAGAGCUAUCCUGCUAUGGAACACAGGGUACUAGAAAACUUACAUCACCUUGCUGUCAAGAAGAUCUUAAUUGUCAAGACCUGGGGUGCAACUGGCUCAGUAGGUAUUGGUUUACAGAACUUUGAGAGAGUCUUUAUACAGUAAGCCAUGUCCUAUUCAUUAGCUAUCGUUACCCUAUGCCUGAAGUCUUUUCUUCUAAGUCUUGUAUGCUCAGAAGAGAUGUGAAGUGCAGGAGACAAAAGGACUAAUCUCAGGUGGAGCAUGUGCUGUACCACAGGAGGUAGAGACUCAAUGCCCAUGUGCUGCCACAGUAAGCUCAAACUCAAAUUUUCUUUUCGUUCCCUUAAGAAAAUGGGGGAACAUAGCCGAUGUCCACAGUGAUGUUGGUAUAAAGAGGGUGUUUCUUCCUAAAAAGGAGCUUGAACUCUAAUGAGUUCAUUCCAUCAUCCUUCCAUGUUUUUCUGGUGUUAUGCCGGGAAGCAGGCCUGAAGAAGGAAGAAUACCUGCAGUUAGAUGCAAAGAAAACCCCAUAUAGGAAAUGUCUGCAGCUGAUGCUUUAGAAUAGAGGCAGGGAAAGAAAUGGUGUUCCAGAUGACAAGAGCUUAGUAGAUCAAGGAAAGCUGCUAGCAGAAACCCCCCAGAAUGUAUUUCUCACAUAACAGAUUAGAGAAGGUAUUUUAUGAUAAACUGGACUAACUUCAUGCUGAAUCUUAUAAACAAGGAGCACAAUUUGGACUAGAACACAGGAGAUAACUGAGGUGGCAACUACACACUGCAAAAACAAGAACCUGGCAGCAGCUUUAGAGAGACCUGGGACUACAGGAAAGGGGUUUGCAGUACUGGCAUACAGAGGCUGCUGUAGGUAGGUUUAGUAUAGGACUGUUACAGAAAUCUCAAUGUUAAUACUAUGUGAGGGAAGCCUGAUGUUUCAGUAAGAGAAGCUUCCAGCACACUUUAACCAGCGCAGCCCUCCAGCACCUUUAUGUAAACUAGGUCAUUGUUAAGGGUCUUUUGUCAUGCACCUUACUCAUUUCUUCAAGCUAGAAUGCUGCUUUCCUCUAUUUUAAUGGGUCAUAGUAAAUCUGCAAUGAUUUUAAUGUAGUACAGCCUUGGACAGAAGAGUGAAUUUUUAUUAUAUAGAAGUUGCAUAAUGAUUUUUAGAAAAGGCAUAACAAAAGGUUCUUCAAACUCAGUUCUCCCUAUUUACAAGGUAGAUUGAGGUGGCACUUUAAAAGUGGAAUGCUGAAGUUUGACACUACUGGCAGCUGUCUAUCAAAACAACACCUUCCUACUAAGUAAGAUAAGGGAAACAGAAGUAAUGCAUCCACUCUUCAAAGGCAAAGACAUGAGCAGUACAGUUCAGUUGAAACUGACUGGGGAUCUGUACUAGCUUCUGAUAUAACUUGUGUGUGUGUUGGUGGGCCAUCUUUUGCAUUAUUUUAGUGAAAGCGCUACCAGAAGGAUGCAGUAAUUUAAAUCACUGCAAGGCAAAAUAAUGUUUUUAAAAUGGACUAUCCUCAAAUCUAGCAGCAAAAACAGGGAGCUUCCUUCAGCAGCAUUAAAACAGAAACAUAGUGUGUGGCAUUAGGCAUGUAUAAACCAUUCUGCCUUGUUCGAGAAAGAUGAUGGUUACAGUAACAAGGCACACAGUGGCCCCCCCCCACCCCCAGACGUUACCUUCUCCAAGACUCUCUGAUCUCUGUUUCUUUCUUGGAGUCCAUUACUUUGUAGCGUCCAAUAUGAGGUGGUGUCCGGACUAUUUUCAUUCCUGCCAACUGAAUCCUUUAAAACAAAAAUGAAGUGUUUGCCUGUGCAUAAAGAUGCCAUCUCUAGGCUUAGAUACAGUAAGUUCAAGGGCACAGUUGACUUUCAGUAUUAAUACAAUUUCAGCAAAAUGCAGAGGCUGAAAGGAGCAAGUAAGUUUAACAAUUUGGUGCCAAAUUGUGUUCCCUAGGGGGUUCUAGCUGGGUUUGGGAUGGGAAGUUUCUGGUUGCUAUGGGUUUGGACAAGGAAGAAAGAUGAUUAGCAAAAAGGGAGUGAACAACAGUGUACAGGGCCAUCCAAGUGCAACAUCCAUGCCUCUGACAAGUGAGCAUUAUUUUCACUUAAUAAGGGCAGAGCAUCUACUGCCUAGAGGUGGCUCUGUUCAUUUCUUUUUUUUUCUUUCUUUCUUUCUUUUCUUUUCUUUUUUCUUUUCUCUUUUUUUUUUUUUUUGAAUUCUUGUAGUUUCUAUAAGGAAAUCUAAUCUCUUUAAAGAACCCAGUCCUGAGUCUCAGCUCUAGAUGAAGUCUCCUCUUCUUUGACUAAUGCCAUUCCUACAGAGGAUGUGAUUAGAGGACUGACUUCAUGAAAGAAUAGCGAUAACUAAAAGACACCAAAGCAACAAAUUCAGGCUGGUCUGCUGCAGUACAAUUUGCCAAGUACUAAUUGAACAGAAGCUUCAGAAUUCCAGCAUAGAGCUGCUAAAAGCUGCAUUUUCGGUGACGUUCAAGAAAUCCAUUGCUGAUGGCAUCUAUAUUAACUUACUAAGAAAAAAAACUGCCAGUAGUAGUGCUAGAUCUAGCAAAUCUCUGUUACCAUAGGAUGGUUCUUAUGCAAAGAAGAUUUCUGUGAAUGUAAGUUUCAGUGAAUGUUUGCUUGAUUUAGUUCAUCUGAUAUGUUUGUAACAUUUGAUGGCCUUCUGAUGAGCUCAAGUACUGAAGCAAGCUGCACAGAAGUAGGAUUGCUACAAAGCUGAAAGAAACAGGCUAAAGAAUUUCAGAUAUCUGCUAGUCUAGAGAUAUCUAAUGAUUACAACAGUUCAUUAAGAGUACAUAUAACAUAUUAUUUCAUCCAGGGUUUUAGACAAGACUUCUUAUUUUCCAGGUGUAAGCAUAUUGCAUAUUCAAUCAAAAAAGACAAGAAAAGGCAGGAAUGAAGAACUAUUUUUGCUGUUGCAGUUUUUAUAUUGGAAGAUUAAAAUAAUAACCCAAUAUGAAACAGUUAAUACAACAUUCAUUUACAGUUUCAAGAAGAACCCCAACAGACCUUUUUUCUGUAGUUGAUGUUAACACAUAAGUGAUUCCAAUUCAAUUAGUGUUUUCUUCUAAUAAAAGGUAGAUGCUGGUGUUUAGUAGGACUAAUAUUUAGCUUUAACAACUAAUAUAAUAGAAUAUUGCAGUCUGUGCCAAUUACAAGUAGCAGCCAGCACUUUUUUGGGGGGGGGGGGUUAAUUCUGGUUUAAUAAGCAGCAUUCCAACAUGAAAUCUUUACAUAAGACAGGCUGCAAUGUCAAUUUCAGAUUCCAAUUUAUUUUUGUUCAUCUUUUGCGGGAUGCAUUUGAAACUUUCUAAAAUCCAUAUCCCAGUAGGUGUAUUAUGGUGACCAUUCAAAAACACCCAGCUCAUUUCCUGAGUUUGGAAAGUUGAAUUAAUCAUUAACAGUCACUACCCCUGACCUCUGUGCACCUACAAGCCACUAUACUGCUAAGCGUAAGUUUUCACAAAACGGCACAAGAUUCACCUCCCUUCAAGAAAGGGCAAUUUGGGGAUCUAUAUAACCUACUUGCCUUAAGUGAUUUGUGUAAAGAAGUACACUCUUGCAUAUAGUUGGUAUGACUCUUCACCACUGGUACUUGAAAGACUACACUAAAGGCCUAAGCUGUACUGAGCGAAAAGCUGAAUAGACAGCAUUGUAGUGUUUGAUUUAAAGAUCUAUUUUCCUGGCAUUCCAUUCCACAGUAAAUGCCAACUUGCUAAACAAUUGUAUACUCUUUUAGUUAGCUUUCUUUGAAAGGAAAAGGAGGAAUUACGUGUUAGAAAAACCAACUUUCAAUUCCCAAAGGAACACUGGUUUGUAAAAACUCCCACAGUCCUUGAACAGAACAUUCUACUGAAACUCUGUAACUUGUCACACUGUGCAAGACCAAAAAAAAAGCGCCUUUAUUGUCAGUUUAUAAACUCCCCUUGAGCGUGCCUCAGUACAUGAUGAUAAAGGUAUCCUCUAGAUGAAAUGUUGCAACAAAGCUGGAUAAAGAAGAUACAGCCAUGAUUUUGUACUCAGAAUUUGCAUUAUGGAGAAUACCUGGAAGUAAUCAAAUUCACUUUUACAGCAUAAUGCUGCCAUAGCAACAAAGGUACAAGAAAAGG